AUGGGGCGGCACCUCACACUGAUUGGGUGGACAUCCCUGGUGCUCCAGUUUCAACCCAUGCUGCCCAACUUGCAAACGGCAGCCCACGAGUGCGAGAAACGCGGGGUCUACCCGACUUGUUUGUCUCGACUAUUCCAGCCAAGCCUAUGCUCCGUCUCAUUUGAUGACGCGUUUCAGGGAUUUGACAUUGCCCGGCUGAACAAGACAGCCCGAUUGCUUCAAAGCACAACGACGCUGCGAGAAUUUGCCGGGUUUCAAGUUUUAUCAGGUGCAGAGUUUGAUAUGACCAGCGGUGUGGGCGAUGAUGGUGAGGAAAACGAGCUCGAGACGGAUGUGUAA
This is a messenger RNA of Monosiga brevicollis MX1, 339 nucleotides long. RefSeq lists its product as uncharacterized. Bases 1 to 339 code for a protein of 112 amino acids. The transcript is spliced from 3 exons. NCBI's taxonomy places the organism in Eukaryota, Choanoflagellata, Craspedida, Salpingoecidae. The record is from RefSeq and is a predicted model, not a curated record.